This is a messenger RNA of Colletotrichum truncatum, 1785 nucleotides long. RefSeq names its product Laccase-2-like protein 1. The record is from RefSeq and is a predicted model, not a curated record. NCBI's taxonomy places the organism in Eukaryota, Fungi, Ascomycota, Sordariomycetes, Glomerellales, Glomerellaceae. Gene Ontology annotation, molecular function: oxidoreductase activity; copper ion binding.
AUGGUGGCUAUCAAGGACUUGAUAAAAGGCGGCGUAAAGUGGCUGUUUACCGUCCAAGCGGCUUUGAAGCAAGAGAAGACUAAUGGAAAAUCUCCUCUUGGAACUUUCGAUGCUGCCAAGCUUCCGACCUUUUUGAGCAACAACCCCCUACCCAAUGGCGUCCCCUGGGGCCCCCUCACUGCCGACGGCACCAAUUAUUAUAAGCAAUGGCCUAACACUGGUGUCACUCGCAAAUAUGACUUCACUGUGAGCCGUGGUGUCAUUGCACCCGAUGGGUAUGAGCGGAAGGUCCUCCUGGUGAACGGUGCCUUCCCAGGUCCCACCAUCGAGUCAAACUGGGGAGACUGGAUCGAGGUCACAGUCCACAACAAUAUCACUGAUGGCCCAGAGGGUACCGCGCUUCAUUGGCACGGUUUCCGUCAACAGGGAACGCAGUGGGAGGACGGCGUUCCAUCCGUCAGUCAGUGCCCGAUUGCACCUGGCAAGACCUACACCUACAGAUUCCAGGCGACCCUCUACGGCACAACCUGGUACCAUGCCCACUAUUCGUCCCAGUAUGCUGGUGGCCUCUUGGGCCCCAUUGUAGUAUAUGGUCCUUGCAAAUCCAAGCACGAAGUUGAUCUUGGCCCUGUCAUCCUCGGUGAUUGGUACCACAAACAGUACUUUGAUCUCAUUGAGGACAUCCUUCAAGUGGGCGGCAGUGGCUUGGUCUUCUCCGACAACAACCUUAUCAAUGGAAAAAACAACUUCAACUGUUCAACUGUGGCCGCCGGAGACAACACCAAAUGCACCAACAACGCUGGUAUCUCCAAAUUCAAGUUCCAGACCGGCAAAACCCACCGUCUCCGUCUUAUCAACGCUGGAGCCGAAGGCGUUCAACGGUUCUCGAUCGACGGCCACACUCUGACGGUCAUUGCCAACGACUUUGUCGAAGUCGAGCCAUAUGAUACCAAAGUUGUCACUCUUGGAAUCGGGCAGCGUACCGAUGUGCUUGUGAAGGCCAAUGCUGGCAAUGCUCAGAGUGCUUUCUGGAUGCGCAGCAACAUGACUAGUUGCAGUCUGACGAACCAGCCUCUCGCGCUUGCCGCUGUCUUUUACGAUAAGGCCGAUCAGAACAAAGCACCCACGAGCACUCCUUGGGAUGUUCCCGACCCUGGCACUUGCGUCAACGAUGAUCUUGCCCUCACCAAGCCUGUCAUGAAGCUCAAGCCUUCCAACCCCGCGGUGACUAAGACUAUGGAGAUCAAGGUCUUCCGUAACGAAUCCGGCAUCAUCCAGUGGUCUCUUGGCGGCGAGGACUUCCGCGGAAACUUCAACAGCCCCACGCUUCUCCAGGCCAACAAGGGUAACUUGACUUUUGAUGCAGAUUGGAACGUUGAUAACUUUGCCAACAAUGGCAGCAUUCGUGUUGUUGUGAGCAACAACAGUCCCGCAGCGCACCCUAUGCAUCUCCACGGAUUUAACAUGUACAUUCUUCACGAAGGCGAUGGAUUGACUUGGGACGGUACCAUUACCAACCCUGAAAACCCACAGCGCCGAGAUGUACAGCAGGUCCGCGCCAAUGGACACAUGGUGAUGCAGUUCGACUCCAACGAGAACCCUGGAAUGUGGCCUUUCCAUUGCCACAUCGCCUGGCACGCCUCUGCUGGCCUGUUUGCCCAGUUCCUUGUGCAGCCAGAAAAGGUCAGGCAGCUCCGCAUCCCGGCUGCGGUUGACCAAGUUUGCAAGGAUUGGAGUGCCUGGACCAGCCGCAAUGUCCCUGAUGUCAUUGACAGCGGUCUGUGA